AGAAAACAAUCCGACCGUCUUUCACCUUCACAGGAAGGAAGUGUGAGUUAAAGACACAAACCAUCAACCCGCCGGUGUGUUCUGCAGGACCUGUGAGCCUUUAACCUGCUGAUUGUCCGGCCUAUUAAAGAGUCGACAGAGGAGGAAACUCCCCCACCCGCCACUCCACCAUGGCGGACAUCAAGAACUUCCUGUAUGCCUGGUGUGGAAAAAAGAAACUGACUCCCACCUACGACAUCCGAGCUGCAGGGAACAAAAACAGGCAGAAGUUUUUGUGUGAGGUCCGCAUUGACGGCCACAAUUACAUCGGGAUGGGCAACUCCACCAACAAGAAGGACGCUCAGACCAACGCUGCCAGAGACUUUGUCAACUACCUGGUCCGAAUCGGGGAAAUGAGCGCAGCAGAGGUUCCAGCUCUCGGGGUGAGCGCUCCAGCUGGUGACCAACCUGACGGGGGAGGAGGAGCAGGAGGAGCAGGAGGAGGAGACGCUGGCUUUGGAAGCCUCCCUUCCAGUGGUCCUCUGCCACCUCACCUUGUAGUAAAAGCUGAACAAGAGGACAGCAGCUACGGGCCAGUACCAGGAGUGACUGGACUCGGUUACUCAGGAGGAGGAAACUCUGGAUGGGGAGGAGGAGGAGGAGGAGGAGGAGGAGGAGGAGGAGGAGGAGGAGCUCAGUGGGAUCGAGGAGCCAACCUGAAGGAGUACUACGCCAAGAGAGAUGAACAGGAAGCUCAGGCGACUCUGGAGUCGGAGGAGGUGGACCUGAAUGCUAAUCUCCAUGGUAACUGGACGCUGGAGAACGCCAAGGCCCGUCUGAACCAGUUCUUCCAGAAGGAGAAAACCAGCGCUGAGUAUAAAUACAGCCAAGUGGGACCAGACCACAACAGGAGCUUCAUAGCAGAGAUGCAGCUGUUUGUGAGACAGCUCGGCAGAAGGAUCACGGCUCGAGAGCACGGCUCUAACAAGAAGCUGGCAGCCCAGUCGUGUGCUCUGUCUCUGGUGCGGCAGCUGUACCACCUGGGAGUCCUGGAGGCGUACUCCGGAGUCACCAAGAAGAAGGAGGGGGAAACUUUGGAGGUGUUCGAGGUCAACGUGUCUCCGGACCUUCAGCAGCAGCUGGCCGCUGUCGUCCAGAAGCUCGAAGUCCAAAUCCCCCCACCUCCUGCAGACCCCUCCAGCUGGGUGUCUCUGGUUCAGGGGAAGAUGGCGACGUUUGAGCCGUCCCAGCGUCAGAGCGGAGCUGGGGUCGUCCCCUGGUCGCCUCCACAGGUCAACUGGAACCCUUGGACCAGCAGCAACAUCGACGAGGGACCGCUGGCCUACUGCACUCCGGAGCAGAUCAGCAGCGACCUUCACGACGAGCUGAUGUACCAGCUGGAACAUGACGACAACCUGCAGAAGACUUUGAUGGAACGCGACCAGCUGCCUGUCAAACAGUUUGAGGAGGAGAUCAUGACCACCAUCAACAAUAACUCUGUGGUGAUCAUCAGAGGAGCGACGGGCUGCGGUAAAACCACUCAGGUCCCUCAGUACAUCCUGGACCGCUUCAUCAAGGGAGGCAAAGCAUCCGACUGCAACAUCGUCGUCACCCAGCCCAGAAGGAUCAGCGCCGUGUCGGUGGCCGAGCGAGUCGCCUUUGAGAGAGGAGAGGAUAUUGGGAAGAGCUGUGGCUACAGCGUCCGCUUCGAGUCUAUCCUGCCUCGACCGCACGCCAGCGUCCUCUUCUGCACCGUUGGUGUGUUGCUGCGGAAGCUCGAAGCAGGAAUCAGAGGCAUCAGUCACGUUAUCGUUGAUGAAAUCCACGAGAGAGACAUUAAUACGGACUUCCUGAUGGUGGUCCUCAGAGAUGUGGUCCAGGCCUACCCGGACAUCCGCAUCAUCCUCAUGUCGGCCACCAUCGACACCACCAUGUUCAGAGAGUACUUCUUCAACGCCCCCAUCAUCGAGGUGUUUGGACGCACUUUCCCCGUACAAGAGUACUUCCUGGAAGAUUGCAUCCAGAUGACCAACUUUGUCCCUCCACCGAAUGACCGCAAGAAGAAAGACAAGGACGAGGAGGGAGGAGAUGAUGAUACUAACUGUAACGUGAUCUGUGGUCCCGACUACACGGCAGAGACGAAGCGUUCGAUGGCUCAGAUUAACGAGAAGGAGACGUCCUUCGAGCUGGUGGAGGCUCUUCUGAAGUACAUCGAGACGCUGAAGGUGGCCGGAGCCGUGCUCAUCUUCCUGCCCGGCUGGAACCUCAUCUACUCCAUGCAGAGACACCUGGAGACCAACCCACACUUUGGAAGUAACCGGUACCGGAUCCUGCCGCUCCACUCACAGAUACCCCGAGAGGAACAGAGGAGGGUGUUUGAACCGGUGCCCGACAACAUCACAAAGGUGAUUCUGUCCACCAACAUCGCAGAGACGAGCAUCACCAUCAACGACGUCGUCUACGUCAUCGACUCCUGCAAGCAGAAGGUGAAGCUCUUCACCUCCCACAACAACAUGACCAACUACGCCACCGUCUGGGCCUCCAAGACCAACCUGGAGCAGAGGAAGGGUCGAGCUGGCAGAGUGCGGCCAGGCUUCUGCUUCCACCUCUGCAGCCGCGCUCGAUUCGAUAGGCUGGAGACUCACAUGACUCCAGAGAUCUUCAGGACUCCGCUGCAUGAAGUCGCUCUGAGCAUCAAACUGCUGAGACUCGGAGCCAUCGGACACUUCCUGUCCAAGGCCAUCGAGCCACCGCCGCUGGACGCUGUCAUUGAGGCUGAACACACUCUGAAAGAGCUGGAUGCUUUGGACUCUAACGAUGAACUGACUCCUCUUGGACGAAUUCUGGCUCGACUGCCCAUCGAACCUCGGCUGGGGAAGAUGAUGAUCAUGGGCUGCAUCUUCCAUGUUGGAGAUGCCAUGUGCACCAUCUCGUCCGCCUCGUGUUUCCCGGAGCCUUUCGUCAGCGAGGGAAAACGUCUCGGCUUCGUCCACAGAAACUUUGCCGGCAGCCGCUUCUCCGAUCACGUGGCCCUGCUGUCCGUCUUCCAGGCCUGGGACGACGUCAGGGUUAACGGCGAGGAAGCAGAAAACCGUUUCUGUGAACACAAACGUCUCAACAUGUCGACUCUGAGGAUGACCUGGGAGGCCAAAGUCCAGCUGAAAGAGAUCUUGGUCAACGCAGGAUUCCCUGAAGAGUGUCUGAUGACUCAGAUGUUCAACACCGUGGGACCAGACAACAACCUGGACGUGGUGGUUUCUCUGCUGACCUUCGGCUCGUACCCGAAUGUCUGCUACCACAAAGAGAAGAGGAAGAUCCUGACCACCGAGGGGCGCAACGCCCUCAUCCACAAAUCCUCCGUUAACUGCCCCUUCAGCAGCCAUGACAUGACCUACCCAUCCCCGUUCUUCGUCUUCAGUGAGAAGAUUCGAACCCGAGCGAUCUCGGCUAAAGGGAUGACGCUGGUCAGUCCUCUGCAGCUGCUGCUGUUCGCCUGCAAGAAGAUCAACUCCAACGGAGACAUCGUGGAGCUCGACGAAUGGAUCAAGCUGAGGAUUCCUCACGAGGUGGCGGGUGGUAUCGCAGCCCUGCGCGCCGGACUGGAGGCUCUGGUGGUGGAAGUGACCAAAGACCCAGAAUACAUCAGACAGAUGGACCAGACCAACCAGCAGCUGCUGAACCUCAUCAGACUCAUGUCCAAACCGUCCGCAGCUGGACUCAACAUGAUGGCCAGCAACCAGAGGAUGGGAGACGGUCCACGACCUCCAAAGAUGGGACGCUUCGACGGAGGUGGAGGAGAUGGAGGAGGCUACCGCGGAGGAGGCUACCGAGGAGGAGGAGGGGGAGGUUACCGAGGAGGGGGAGGGGGAGGUUACAGAGGAGGGGGAGGGUAUGGAGGUGGAGGAGGGUACAGGGGAGGCGGGGGUUACAGAGGAGGAGGAGGAGGAGGAUACAGAGGUGGUUAUGGAGGAGGAGGAGGGUACAGAGGAGGUGGGGGCUACAGAGGAGGAGGAGGAGGAGGAUACAGAGGGGGGGGAGGAGGAGGAGGAUACCGAGGAGGAGGAGGAGGGUAUGGAGGAGGUUAUUAACAUCUCUGGAAGUGAUGAAGAGAGUUGAUGUAAUCUGGGUUUUUUUUUUCUUAAGAUUAGUGACCGCACACGUUGUUAUUGUUGCUGUUGUUGUUGUUGUUGUUGUGAGGACAAAUGUUAGUUAUCAGGUCAGAGAACAUGAUGAUGAUGAUGAUGAUGAUGAUGAUGAUGAUGAUGACACAGAUGGAAACUCUUGUUAUUUGAGCUGUUAAAACCAACAUGUGAUCUUGUCCCUUCUGUUUGUGGAGCUGCUGUCAGUCACACAGUAAACAGUUCAGUUUUUAUCUCGUCUCUCAAACUGUUUGCUGUUUUGUUUUUUUUUACAAACAAUAAAAUCUGUGUGAAAUGUGAAAAUAAAAAAGAGGAAUGAUUCAAACA
Epinephelus lanceolatus (giant grouper) is the source of this 4445-nucleotide messenger RNA. It is a transcript of the gene dhx9, whose product is annotated as DEAH (Asp-Glu-Ala-His) box helicase 9. Lineage: Eukaryota; Metazoa; Chordata; Actinopteri; Perciformes; Serranidae. Gene Ontology annotation, molecular function: RNA helicase activity; 3'-5' DNA helicase activity; ATP binding. Gene Ontology annotation, cellular component: intracellular anatomical structure; nucleolus; ribonucleoprotein complex. The record is from RefSeq and is a predicted model, not a curated record. Gene Ontology annotation, biological process: positive regulation of transcription by RNA polymerase II; regulation of mRNA processing.